GUUCAGAAAAAAAUUCCAAAGAUUCGGCCAUUAGCGAAGCUCCGAGCUCCAACUCUGUUGGCGGAACAUUGUACUGAUCCGAUCCCUGCACCAGAGGUUCUCAACGUAGGAAGAUCCCCUCUCUUCGUUCUUCUAGAUAGGUUUUUGUUCUUGUGGUGAGCUGAUUAGGGAUCGAGCAAUCGGCGUUGAGGAUGAGGGUUUCGAAGCGAUCGAUCGGCGUGGUGUGGGCAUGGGUACGGCAGCAGCCGCCGAAGAUCAAAGCGUUCCUCUCCGUGGUCACCGGGAUGGCAGCACUCGCCUUCCUUAGAUUCGUGGUUCACGACCACGAUAAUCUUUUCGUCGCCUCUGAGGCCGUUCACGCCGUUGGAAUCUCGGUGCUCAUUUACAAGCUCACCAAAGAGAAAACAUGUGCCGGACUAUCCCUCAAGUCUCAGGAAUUAACAGCUUUGUUCUUAUCUGUUAGACUUUACUGCAGUUUUGUUAUGGAGUAUGAUAUACACACGUUGCUGGAUUCUGCCACUCUUGUAACAACACUGUGGGUUAUUUAUAUGAUUCGUUUUAAACUAAAAUCAAGCUACAUGGAAGAUAAGGACAAUUUCGCAAUAUACUAUGUGGUUGUGCCCUGUGCAGUGUUAGCUUUGUUGGUUCACCCAACUACAUCACACAAUCUUGUUAACAGGAUUUUCUGGGCCUUCUGUGUUUAUCUUGAAGCUGUUUCUGUGUUGCCACAGCUCCGUUUGAUGCAGAACACCAAGAUUGUUGAGCCAUUUACUGCACACUACGUAUUUGCAUUAGGAAUUGCCAGGUUUUUGAGCUGUGCCCAUUGGGUUCUUCAGGUAUUGGACACACGGGGAAGAUUGCUGACUGCUCUUGGAUACGGCUUGUGGCCAUCAAUGGUUCUCCUCUCUGAAAUAGUCCAAACAUUCAUCCUUGCUGAUUUCUGUUAUUAUUAUGUGAAGAGUGUAUUCGGUGGGCAGCUUGUUCUGCGUCUUCCUUCAGGUGUUGUGUGAGAUAUAUUAUAUUAUUAUUAUUAUUAUUAUUUAUUAUUAUUAUUAUUAGAAUGUUUUAUUUUGGUAAAUUGAUGCAUAUUUGGAUAAUUUUUUAAUGUAGAAACUAGAAAUAGAGGCUAAUUCAAUUGUUGUUGAUCAGAAUGAGAUUCACGAUAAAAGAAAUUCUACUGCUUUUUUUA
Messenger RNA from Phalaenopsis equestris, 1189 nucleotides. Its product is annotated as putative ER lumen protein-retaining receptor C28H8.4. Gene Ontology annotation, biological process: protein retention in ER lumen. Lineage: Eukaryota; Viridiplantae; Streptophyta; Magnoliopsida; Asparagales; Orchidaceae. The coding region runs from base 192 to 1010 and encodes 272 amino acids. The record is from RefSeq and is a predicted model, not a curated record. The transcript is spliced from 6 exons. Gene Ontology annotation, cellular component: membrane. Gene Ontology annotation, molecular function: ER lumen protein retrieval receptor activity.